This is a messenger RNA of Chrysochloris asiatica (Cape golden mole), 450 nucleotides long. RefSeq names its product C4b-binding protein alpha chain-like. The record is from RefSeq and is a predicted model, not a curated record. Bases 1 to 450 code for a protein of 149 amino acids. Lineage: Eukaryota; Metazoa; Chordata; Mammalia; Afrosoricida; Chrysochloridae. The transcript is spliced from 3 exons.
AUGUCCUUCAUCACUACUGAGGUGGAGUACGAAUGCGAAGAAGGAUACGUUUUGGUUGGUGCUGCUAAAAUCUCCUGCCGAUUUUCAAGAUGGUUUUCUCCAGCUCCUCAGUGUAAAGCUCUGUGCCUAAAGCCAGACAUCCCAAAUGGAAAGCUGUCUGUGGAGAAGGAUCAGUAUGUCAACCCUGACACUGUUGUCAUCCAGUGUGACCCUGGCUACCGGAUGGUCGGCUCCCAGCACAUCUCUUGCUCAGAGAACAAAUCUUGGACCCCGAAUGUGCCCAAGUGUGAAAGGGAAGUUCCUGGGGUUCCUGAGAUACUCCUGUCAUGCCAAAAUGUCUUACAGUGCCUCCCAAAUUCCCAGGACUCAAAAGUGGCCCUGGAGUUGUAUAAACUGUCCUUGGAGAUUGGCAACCUGGAGAAAGAGAUAGACAAGGAGAAAAGCAUUUAA